Molecule: messenger RNA, 769 nt
Organism: Astyanax mexicanus (Mexican tetra)
Lineage: Eukaryota; Metazoa; Chordata; Actinopteri; Characiformes; Acestrorhamphidae
Gene: atp5mc3b
Product: ATP synthase membrane subunit c locus 3b
Exons: 5
Coding region: 154-576 (140 amino acids)
Biological process (GO): proton transmembrane transport; proton motive force-driven ATP synthesis
Molecular function (GO): proton transmembrane transporter activity
Source: RefSeq, a predicted model, not a curated record
ACUUUCAGUGACGCAGCCCCAGCAUCCGGGGUUUUCUCUUUAAAUGGGCUGAGGCGCAUGCGCAGCGGCUUCUCAGCGCUUCGACCUCUGCAGCCCGUGAUCCGGCUCAUCCCGCCCGAGAGUGAGUGAAGCGGUCGGUCAGCUCAGCUGAAAAUGUACGCCUGCGCUAAGUUCGUGUCUACGCCUGCACUGGUUCGCUCUGGCUCAAGGGCGCUGUGCAGACCCCUCUCUGCCUCUGUGCUCUCCAGGCCAGAUGUCAAGUCUGCAGAGGCUAGCCCAGUCCUCCUGCCACAGAGCCCCCUCUCCCAGGUUGCACUGAGGGGUUUCCAGACAAGUGCAGUGAGCCGUGACAUUGACACAGCCGCCAAGUUCAUUGGAGCUGGUGCCGCCACCGUGGGUGUGGCCGGAUCAGGAGCCGGAAUCGGAACAGUGUUCGGAAGCCUCAUCAUUGGAUAUGCAAGGAAUCCCUCACUGAAGCAGCAGCUGUUCUCCUAUGCUAUCCUGGGCUUUGCCCUGUCUGAGGCCAUGGGACUGUUCUGUUUGAUGGUUGCUUUCCUCAUCCUGUUCGCCAUGUAAAGUCUGCAUCCGUCCUCAAUCUCCUGCUGUGACGACGCACGUCUUACACUGGCCAGCGAAAGUUCUGUGUUUGGUGUCAUGACAGUUGUACAUUUUUCCAAGUUUUUUGUGGAAGGCUGACGGACUAAAUGGAAGAACAUGUAAAAAUGUAUCCAACUACACGAUUAAAGUACAUGUAUUUCACUAUUUAAAA